Molecule: messenger RNA, 4694 nt
Organism: Onthophagus taurus
Lineage: Eukaryota; Metazoa; Arthropoda; Insecta; Coleoptera; Scarabaeidae
Product: transport and golgi organization 1
Biological process (GO): vesicle cargo loading; protein secretion; endoplasmic reticulum to Golgi vesicle-mediated transport
Cellular component (GO): endoplasmic reticulum membrane; endoplasmic reticulum exit site
Source: RefSeq, a predicted model, not a curated record
AGUAUCACAGCUGUCACCUGUCAAAGUAAUCAGUGAUGUGGCUCAUCGGGAUGCUUAUCAAAUAAUGCAAAAAUGUUCACUUUAAAGCUUUUAUUUCUUGUGAUACUUGCGGUAAUUCCUCAAAAUGUUAUAUCAAAUAUAUCGGACAAAAGAUUGUGUGCCAACCAGGAAUGCACAGAACGAAUAUCUCUCGCAAGAACCGUUUUACGCUAUAAUAGUCCCGAAAAGGGGUUAUUAUCGGUGCCGCAAAACAAAGAGGUAAUCGUUUUUAGUAAAUCAGCUGGUUCAAACAUGGAUUUGUGGGGGGUUGAAUACAAUGGAAAAAGGGGAUAUUUGAACAAGAAAUUUUUAAGGGAAACCCGCAUAUUUAAAAAGGAGCUUCCGUUUCUCGUUGAUACAGAAUUUGCUAAGCUCGAAAAGGUGCCUUCCUCAGAUCAUUCUGAGGACAUUUUACCUAAUCAACAGACUGAAGUAAUCGAUGGUACCACCAUUACCUUAAGUCCUAAUGAUAUUAACCCAAGUGCCACACAAGAAAAUGUUAAACCAACAGAGAGUGUUUUAAACACUCUCAAUGAAGAAUCAGAAAAUGAAGAUGAUGAUGAAGGAGAUGAUGAUGAUGAGGAUGGUGAAGAUGAUGAGGAUCAAGAGGAGGAAGUACAAAUAAUUGAUGAUCCAAUUAUUACAGUACAUAAAGGUGAAAUAAAUGGUUCAGAUGAGUCUAAAGGAGAAAAAGAAUAUGGAAUGGAUAUAAAAAGUCAAGAAGAUAUUAUAACCAAAGGUUCGAUAACUUCAAGGAGUUUAUUACAGCAUGAUGAAGAAAUUGUUUCAACAGAUGAUGUUUUUAAAAAAGAAACUGUGAACUCUGAGGAUGAUAUACUUGAUAAUUCUAAAUCUGAAGAAGUAAUAAAAGAAAGUGUGGUUGUAACAACAGAAAACGUUUUGGAUGUUCCAUUUAAUGAUGAUUCAGCAAAAAUUGAGACAGUUACUGAAAAUCCUGGACUAUUGAAAGAAAAUGAUGAAGAUGUUAAAAAUAGUAGUGAUGAUAGCUUCUGGGGUUUUGGAUUAGGAAAUAUACAGAAAGAAAUUAAUGCCAUAUUUGAGGAUGAAGGGAAUGAGUUGGAAAAAAAUGCUUCAGAAGAAAACAAUGUUCAAAAUUCUCAUGAAGAAGUUCCAAAAGAGGAAAAUAUUCCUUCUGUACCAAUUCAAAUUGAAAAUAACAAUGAAAAUGUUGAUGUAAAAGCUGAAAGUACUGAAAAUAUUGAACAAGUUAAUGAAAAUCAUAAAAUUGAGGUUGAAGAUGAUACAAAGAAAGAAAAUAGUUUAUUAGAAUCAGUCCAAAUUGACAAUAAUGAUAUUGUAAAAAGUGAAAAUGUUGAAGGGAACGAUGAAAAUAUGAAUAUUACUGUUGAAGAACCUAAAAAAGAGGAUACACCAUUAGAAUUGGAUUCAGUAGAAGAAGCUGAUGUAAAUGUUGGUAUGGUUGAAAUAGAAAAUCUUGAUAAGAUUGAUGAAAAUAACAAUAUUAUUGUUAAAGAUGUUUUAAAAGAGGAAAAUACACAAAUUAAAGAAGUUAAAGAAAAUCUUGAUACAGUAAAAAUUGAAAAUUCUGAUAAUUCUCAAAAGAACAACGAAAUUAAUUUAAAUGUAUUAUCAGAAAAUCCAUCUCAAUUUGAACCAAUCACGCCAAUUAAUACUGAUUUUGAUCCCCAAAAGAUUGUUCAAGACACUCAAACUCCUAAUAUUGUUGAAGAUAUAAAUGUAGAAAUACCAAUACCGGAAAAUACAAUUAUUCCUGAAACACCAAUAAUCGAUAAUAUUAAUAAUAAUAAUAUUAAUCAAGAUUUAACUCAAAAUGAAAUUCCAUCAUUGAAUGAAAAUCUUGAUUUAAUUCAAAACAAUCAAGAAUUUGUUCCUAAUAUUGCUGAAGACCAUCACUCAAUUAAUACCACUCCUGAAAAUCCGUCUGAAAAUUUAGAACUUGAUUCUGAAAAAGAAUCGGAUUCUGGUGGAUGGUAUAAUAGUUUUUUUGGUACUACUGAAGAUGCCCAUGGUAAUGAAAAUGUUAUAGAAGAACCUCAUUUGCAAGAAAAUGUUGAGGAAAAUGUUGUUAGUAGUGAACAAACUCAACAUGAACAUAACAUUUGGACGAAUCCGUUUCAUUCUUCAAAAGAAGAAUUAAAUAAUGAACCGCCAUCUGUUGAAGAAAUAGAUUCUUGUUCUACUAACGCGGAUGAUUGUUCAAACUUUUUGGGUACCAUUCAAAAUCAAUUAGAUAUGGAUUUUAGCAGUAUAAAUUUCUCCGAUAUCUUAAACUUGAUUACAGUAUUAGGAAUAACUGGAAUAAGUAUCGUGAUAUUUUUACUUGGUUACAUUGCUAUUGAUAAAAGCCGCCGGGAAACACCGUUGGUGGCUAAAAUUAACAAACUAGAAAAAGCGCUUCUCAUUUCUACAAAAGAAAAUCAGAUUUUAAAGGAACAAGUAGCGGAAUCUGAAAGUGAAUCUAAAGAACAAGAUGUGGUUACAUCGAAAAUUUAUACGGAAUUAGAAGAUUGUAAUCGACAAUUGAUGGCUGCUAAGACAAUACUUGAAGAUCAGGUGCAAAGUUUAGAAAAAGAGUUGGAAAAUUCAACGGAAGUUGGAUUUGAAUUAAAUAGAAUGUUAUCGGAGAUAUUAAAAUCGCAAAGCGGGAGUGAUAUGUUAGUUGCGAAUAUCGAAAAUUUACAGAGACAAUUGGUCGAGCAACAAGGAACGAUUAAUUCAAUUAACGCGACUUUAAACCUAAAGGAUACCGAAAAUCAUGAGUUACAAUUAGAAUUGGAAAUAAAAAAUAAAAAGGUAAUCGAUUUGCAAGCUGAAUUAGAUAAAAUGGCUUUGAGUUUAUUGAAAGUUGAAGAAGAAAAAGAUCAAAUGCAGUCGAAGCUUGAAAUUGAACUCCAAAAAAUGAAAGAAGAAUUAAAUAAUACAAAAAUAUCUUUUGGUGGGAAUAAAAACAAAUUAACCGAAGAAAUAAAUAGUUAUAAAAAACGUUUAGCAGAAUUACAAAAAUCUUUCGAUUUAAAAUCGAGUGAAUAUAAUAUUUUAAAAGAAAAUUUCAAUCAAAUCAAAUCCAUUAAGAAUAACCAAGAAGUAAUGAAAGAUUUAUUACAAUCAGUUACCUCUAAAGCUGAACUCGCCGAGUUACAAAAAGAAAAUAACAAUCUAAACCAAUUAUUGGUUCAAGAAAGGCAAAUUAAAGUUUCAUUGGAGGAACGCGCCCAAGAUAUAUUAAAGGAAAUGAAUCUUUGUAAAGAAAAAUACGACGAAGUGGACAAAGAAAAAUUGGAAGCUCAAACUAAAUUGGAAGUUUUAGGAAAUUAUUUUAAAGAAAGAGAAGCAGAAUUGCAAAAGGAAUUAGCAAAACAAGAAGCUCUUUGGCAAGAAAAACAGGGUGAGGCCACAUCUUCGACUGAACGAAUACGAUAUAUCAAGGAAGAAUUACAAAAUUACAAGAGUCAAAACGAAUUGCUGAAACAAGAAAUCGUUUCUCAGGAGGUCGAGUUGAAGAGUCAAAUUUCCGUUUUGGAAAAGAAAGCUCAUGAAAGCUGGCUUUCAGCUCGACAGGCUGAACGAAGACUUGAAGAUGCAAAACAAGAAGCAGCGCAGCUACGAAAUAGACUUACAUUAAAAGAACGCAGUUUUACCGAAGAUAAAGGACAACAUCGUGUCCAAUCUCCUUUAGAACAAAACGGCGAAAUUAUUGAGUCUCCAGCUUCCCCCCCUCUGCUUUAUACGACCCCCCAUGACCACCAUCUUACGACAUCUCCUGGUCCACUGCCUCCCGGUUUACCGCCGUUCCUGCCUCCACCACCACCCGGCGUACCACCAUUUAUGCCACCUCCAAUCCCCGGUGUACCUGGUUUUAUGCCGCCGCCACCAUCCAUGUUCCCAGUAGACCAUAGACCACCUCCGUUGGGUCGCAUGUCAUCCCCUCCGCUUAAUUCUAGGUACUCACCAGACUCUUCGAGAUACAGCGAUCGGUACGACGACAGGAACAACAGUCCGAGUCCACCCCCGUACGACGAAGACGAUCGUUAUGGACCAGUUUCACCACCCCCCAGACACGGUAGACCAUACAGCCCAUAUAGAAACGAUAGGAGGGAGUAUAAAAGACCAAGUGUGGGUGGUGGAAGAAUUAAUGGUAGAAAUAAAGGGGAUGCUAGUUCGGGAUCAGAGAAUUCAAAUAGUGAAACAAUAGAUAGAACAAACAGGCAUCACACUAAGAUCUAGCACUUAUCCUGUUGCUUCUACUACUGAUUUGAAAAUACGUUUGUCGUCAUAGAAACUAUUAGUUGUUUAUUCUUCAUAAUAUGUAUGUAUUAUUUAAUUAUUUAGUAGGUGCCUAAUAUUAAUCCAAAUAUUAUUUUUCUAUCUCCCGUUUUUUUGUAUAUAAUCGUAAUAAAAAUGGCCGCAUUUUUUUCCUUCAAAAAGAAUCUGUAUAAAUCCUUGCAUAUAAAUAUGUAUAUAAUUCUUCUGGUUUUUCAGCGCUCAAAUCUUUGCCAAGCUAAUUCUUUACUCCAACAUAUUCCCUUAUAGAUUUUUAAAUGAUUCUAAUUACAAUUAGGUCAUUUCUUUUUUCAUUUGGUUAGUGUUAUUUAUGUUUAUACACCUAAACAUGUAUAAAAGUUUGUAAUUAUAUAAUAUUUACGAAUUACAAA